Messenger RNA from Rotaria sordida, 1062 nucleotides. The record is from the annotation of a GenBank genome assembly. Lineage: Eukaryota; Metazoa; Rotifera; Eurotatoria; Philodinida; Philodinidae.
AUGGUGAAUACAUCAACACCUAGAGAAUCAAUUGAUAAGGAUCAUUCCAGUUUAAAUGUACAUGUUCCACAGCAACAAUCCAAUGAAUUGGAAUUACUUGCAAAUCAAAAUUCUUUGUCUUCAAAUCUUGUUCGAGAAAUUGAAUCAUUACAAAUUCCAAACUCAAAUCGUGAAAAAAUUUCCAACGAACAAUUUUUAAAUUCUUCGUCAAUGUCAUCAACUUCAUUAUCUUCAACAUCUCAAACAAUUACAUUUGAUCCAGUUGCAGCAUUGGCAAAUCCUUCAUCGAUACCAAAGCGUAUUCUAGAUAAAUGUAAACAAUUUCUUUUAUCCAGUUCACCUGUAAUUACACGAACAUGCUGGAACCGACGGUUUGGUGGCAAUGCCAAUUUGUGCUAUCAAGCAACACAAUUAUUAUUAGCAGCUGAUUUAUUGAUGGAAGGUCAAUUUAUAGCAUGUUCAACAAAAUCUUCUACUAAUUGGAUAAAAAAAUUACCAACUGAUCCAACAAAUACAACAACAACCUUGAGCUUUCAACAAAACAAAUUAAAUAUUUUUGGAAUAACAUGGAAUCAAUAUGUUUCAUCUUUUCAACAACUGGAAUUUGGUCAUAGUCGUUCAUCAGGUUUGAUAUCACAAGCUGCAGCAACAAUUCUUCGUUCUAAACCAUAUCUUGAUAUUGGAUUUAUCUUGGAUGAAACAAUUAUUUUUGAAAAAAAGGAAAAAAAAACACUUGUAGCCCAUCGACAAGAUCAAACAGAACCAGCAAAUUUAAGUUUAACAUCAGUUCAAGAUAUCCAUCUGACUUCGUUUUCAGAACAAGAGAAUUCAAAUGCAAUACAUGCAGAUUCAACAGCAUCCAUUGUUACCCAAUCUUUACCAAUUAGUGAUACAUCUAAUAUUUUAAUACAAUCAACAUUAUUUAGUUCAGCACCUAUUGAAACAUCAUUCAAUAACCCAACAUCAAAUGCACCAUCAACACCUAAACGAACAAGACGUGAAUUAAGUCCUAUGAAAACCAGAUCAAAAACUCGACGUCUCGAUAAAUACGAUGAACAAUAA